CCUCCGCUCUGGCCGCGCUGGUUGGGCUUCCAGCCUGCAGAAGCUGCGGCCGCGGCGCCGCCUCUGCCCGGGGCCCCGGCUUCCAGCCCGGCUCGCCCGGCCCGCGGGACAUGGAUCUCCGAGCAGCGGAUCGUGAGCCUCCGGAGCGCCCUAAACUGCCCGCCCGGUGCUGGGCUCACACCCCUUUCCUGCCCAAGCCCUGGAGACAACAGCCUCCCGACUGCUGACCGCCAGCGACAGUAUGAAGGCUCGGAUGGGACCAUGGCCUUGGGCAGGCUAAGGACUAAGCCUGCACCACUAAGCCACACCCACAGACCCUGAUGAUGACUUCUGACCGCACUGCUCCUGAGCAGAGGAGAAGGGUGACUAGCCUCAGAGCCCAGUCCUGCUCUUGGAGACUGUGUGACCCAGGAUCGCCUCCUGCUCAUCAUCCUGUGCUCCUUGGUCUUCUCUGCUGUCUAUGUCCUCUUGUGCUGCUGGGCCUGCCUGUCCCUUUGCCUGAUGACCUGCCUGGAGGACCACCACCCCCUUAUGAGCCCCAGGCCCACGGUGCCAGGGCCCCUGCACUUUAGCGGAUAUAGCAGCGUGCCAGAUGGGAAGCCGCUCAUCCGCGAGCCAUGUCACAGCUGUGCUGUGGUGUCCAGCUCCGGCCAGAUGCUCGGCUCGGGCUUGGGUGCCCAGAUCGACGGGGCCGAGUGUGUGCUUCGCAUGAACCAGGCGCCCACCGUGGGCUUUGAGGCGGAUGUGGGCCGUCGCAGCACCCUGCGCGUGAUCUCGCACACGAGUGUGCCACUGCUGUUGCGCAACUACUCGCACUAUUUCCAGCAGGCCCGCGACACUCUGUAUGUGGUGUGGGGCCAGGGCAAGCACAUGGACCGGGCCCUGGGCGGCCGCACCUACCGCACACUGCUGCAGCUCACCAGGAUGUACCCGGGCCUGCAAGUGUACACCUUCACCGAGCGCAUGAUGGCCUACUGUGACCAGAUCUUCCAGGAUGAGACCGGCAAGAACCGGAGGCAGUCUGGCUCCUUUCUCAGCACCGGCUGGUUCACCAUGAUCCUGGCCCUGGAGCUGUGCGAGGAGAUCGUGGUCUACGGGAUGGUCAGCGACAGCUAUUGCAGGGAGAAGAGCCACCCCUCGGUGCCUUACCACUACUUCGAGAAGGGCCGGCUGGACGAGUGUCAGAUGUACCUGGCGCAUGAGCGGGCACCCCGGAGUGCCCACCGCUUCAUCACCGAGAAGGCUGUGUUCUCUCGCUGGGCCAAGAAGAGGCCCAUUGUGUUUGCCCACCCGUCCUGGCAGCCCCAGUAGUCUCUGGUGCUGGCUGGCUGCUGUGCCUCCGCAGGACUGUGUCCCAUCCCAGGCCACCACACUCCAUCAAGAACAUUUAAUUUAUGACUCUUGCUUCCUACCACAUGCCAGUGGACCUGGGGUUCCUUCCUACCCCACCCUGGGGGUAUUUAGAGCCAUCUCCAGUCUCAUGACUUGAGGGGAAGCGGGAGGAGCUUUGUCUCUCCCAUCCCUGAGGAAUCCAUGUCUUCUUUUUGGGGUUCAUCCCACUGCCAGGUCUCUCAAGUGUCCUUUGCCCUGGGGCCAGUGGCCCCCCACUCACCAGCAUCAUGACCUAAUGCCAGUCCUGUCGUCCCUCUACCCAUCACCCCAGCUGCCUAUGGUGCCACAUUCUUGGGCUGGUGGCUCUGUUGGAGCAGCCAGCAGCUUGGGGUUUCUCGGUGCAGGGCCUUCAGGCAGCGCUCGCCGGGCCUCUCCGGAGUGUACGGGUAAACGUGUUUUCUGGA
This is a messenger RNA of Sciurus carolinensis (gray squirrel), 1796 nucleotides long. RefSeq names its product ST6 N-acetylgalactosaminide alpha-2,6-sialyltransferase 4 (gene St6galnac4). The transcript has 7 exons. Gene Ontology annotation, molecular function: alpha-N-acetylgalactosaminide alpha-2,6-sialyltransferase activity. Bases 502 to 1311 code for a protein of 269 amino acids. Lineage: Eukaryota; Metazoa; Chordata; Mammalia; Rodentia; Sciuridae. The record is from RefSeq and is a predicted model, not a curated record. Gene Ontology annotation, biological process: oligosaccharide metabolic process; ganglioside biosynthetic process.